ACAGUGAAAACUAUAAACCGGAGGCCAGGCGAACAAAACCAGAAAGAAAAAAAAAAACAUACAAAGAAAAACGUGUACACAUUUUCUCGCUUGAUUAUUUCUUUCUUCUUCUCUUUUUGAUCUCAUCAUCAUCAUCUUCCAAUAAAGCCUUAUCAAGGAACUCAUUUUAUGCAGAGCAACAGUUGCAUUCAAGACCUUGCUGCUUUCCAAGUUUCCAUACCUUGUAACACAACUUGGUGAGGACUGUUAAAGAGAAACAUUUGUCAACAAGUAUUGUGUCAUAGCAAUAGGGAAUGGUUAUUCAGUCCAGUAUCGAUGGAAGGCAAUACUGGAAAUUUCCUCUCCAACGAGAAGCAAUCAUUAGAGGUUUCUACAUCUGACAAUGAAGUAAAAAUGCCUACAGAAAACAGUGGAAGCACUUCUGUAUUUGUCAAUCAUGCUGCAAUUGCUUGGCAACAAAAUAGAAAAGAAUGGAUUGGUGAUCAAAGUCAAAGGUCAAAAAGAAUACAGAAGGAUCCAAUUAUAAGCUGGUCGACAACUUAUGAGGAUUUGCUCUCUACUUAUGAGCCUUUUUCGGAGCCCAUUCCAUUAACUUUUGCAGGAGCUGGUAGAUUUUUUAGUUGACAUUUGGCUUGACGAUGGCCUCUAUGAUUUAGAUAAUCAGUGAUAAAAUACCAAUUAUGACCUCUAAACGCCGCAGAUUAUCAGUUGACAUUCUGUUCUUUUAGCCAAUUUCUUCUAUUUCUUGAUAAUGUAAAACAUGGAAAAGGGGUUGGAGGAUGUUCUUCAGUAUAACCACAGAAUAAUUAGUGGUAAUGUGAUUGUUUGUCGAUGCAGAUUUUUAGGGAUCAACAAGCAGGGGCAUUAGUUUGUAGCUAUUAUUUGUACCAAAACCAUAAUGUAUUUUUAUUCACUAUUUUAUGAUGUUAAUGCGAGGCGUUGAUAGUAAAAUUAUAAACCGAAUGACGGAUUAGCGUA
Molecule: messenger RNA, 978 nt
Organism: Camellia sinensis
Lineage: Eukaryota; Viridiplantae; Streptophyta; Magnoliopsida; Ericales; Theaceae
Source: RefSeq, a predicted model, not a curated record